CCACUCGGGAUAGCUCGGGGACAGUUCUGACGGCCGGGACAGCUGCUCUCGGCCAGCGUGGCAGAGGGUGAACGAUUUCUUCCAUCUGCUGCAUCCGCCGAGAGAUUUGUCUGGCUCAUAACCAUCUAUCACCAAUUUCCACCAUGGCCGUCGCAGCAACCACCUCGGUCGAGAGCAAAGAUGAAAAGCAGGCCUCGACGACAGCUUCCAUCCCGUCGCUGCCGCUAUUUCUCGCCGCCAAACAGCACGCCGAAACCGAGCCGGAGAAAGUUGCGGUAGUUGACGUGACCAAAGGCCAGAGCUUCACCUUUGCUCAACUUCUGGCAGACGCCGCGGCGCUCAAGCAGCAGAUUCUGGACCAAUUGUCGCUCGUGGAUGCUGCGGAUCUCGACGAGCGACGCAUCGCGUUUCUUAUCCCGAAUGGGUACGACUAUGUGGUCACUCAAUGGGCUGUCUGGGCUGCCGGAGGUGUCUGCGUGCCAUUGUGUACUACUCACCCCGUCAAAGAGCUCCUGUAUACCAUCGGCGACUCCGAUCCCUCCCUGAUAAUCCUUCACCCGGCCUUUGAGAAGUUCCACUCCGCUCUCCAGGAUGGUAUCGGCAAAGCCAUACCCUUCAUGGCACUCACACCCUUCACGAGCAUUAGCAGUGGGAAUGAGACUGGAACAUCGUCAUCAUUGCCACCUUUUACUCCAGCCUUCUCCAUGGACCGCCGCGCCCUCAUGAUCUAUACCUCUGGCACGACUUCGAAUCCCAAAGGGUGCGUGACGACACACAAGAACAUCACCUUCCAGGCAAACUGCCUGGUGCAGGCAUGGCAGUACUCGUCCGCCGACCGACUGAUUCACGUCCUCCCUCUGCACCACGUUCACGGGAUCAUCAACGGGCUGACGGCCAGUUUCCUCGCGGGCACGACCGUCGAGAUGCACCCGAAGUUCGACCCGGCGACGAUCUGGACGCGGUGGCAAGCCCGCGGCUCCUCAACCAUGUUCAUGGCCGUGCCCACCAUCUACGCACGGUUGGUGGACUAUUUCGACGCCCACCUACGAGGAACAGACGCCGAGUCUGCCGCGCGCGAAGGGGCAGCGGCGUUGCGGCUACUGGUCAGCGGAUCGGCGGCGCUGCCGACGCCCAUCAAGGCCCGCUUCGCCGAGAUCACCGGCCAGACCCUACUGGAGCGGUACGGGAUGACCGAGAUCGGGAUGGGGAUCAGCUGCGGGCUGGAGGUGGCAAGCCGUAUCGACGGGAGCGUCGGGUGGGCGCUGCCCGGUGUGCAGGUGCGGCUGACAGAGAAAACGAGUGGGCAGGUGGUUGAGACCGUCGACGAGGACGGAAUGAUCGAGGUCAAGGGCGACAAUGUGUUUCUGGAGUACUGGCGCCGGCCUGAAGCGACGGCCCGCGAGUUCACGGCCGACGGAUGGUUCAAGACGGGCGACGUGGCCCGCCGGAGCAGCGAGGGGGCCUACUUCAUCCAGGGCCGCGCGUCGGUCGACCUGAUCAAGUCGGGCGGGUACAAGAUCUCGGCGCUGGAGGUCGAGCGCAAGAUGCUGGGUUUGCCGGAGAUCAAAGAGGUGGCUGUGGUCGGACUGGCGGAUGAAGAAUGGGGACAACGAGUGGCGGCAGUUGUCGUUCAACGAGAAAACACCCCCCCCAUUGAACUCUCCUCACUCCGCGCCCAACUCAAAACAGAAAUGGCCCCCUACAAGAUCCCUACCGUCUUGAAGCUCGUCGACGCGAUCGAGCGCAACGCGAUGGGCAAGGUGAACAAGAAGACCAUCAUCAAGAAGUACUGGCCGUUAGAAUAG
Molecule: messenger RNA, 1805 nt
Organism: Penicilliopsis zonata CBS 506.65
Lineage: Eukaryota; Fungi; Ascomycota; Eurotiomycetes; Eurotiales; Aspergillaceae
Exons: 5
Coding region: 144-1805 (553 amino acids)
Biological process (GO): fatty acid metabolic process
Molecular function (GO): medium-chain fatty acid-CoA ligase activity
Source: RefSeq, a predicted model, not a curated record